Protobothrops mucrosquamatus (brown spotted pit viper) is the source of this 2205-nucleotide messenger RNA. It is a transcript of the gene MXI1, whose product is annotated as MAX interactor 1, dimerization protein. Gene Ontology annotation, biological process: regulation of transcription by RNA polymerase II. The record is from RefSeq and is a predicted model, not a curated record. Lineage: Eukaryota; Metazoa; Chordata; Lepidosauria; Squamata; Viperidae. The coding region runs from base 1074 to 1760 and encodes 228 amino acids. The transcript is spliced from 6 exons. Gene Ontology annotation, molecular function: RNA polymerase II cis-regulatory region sequence-specific DNA binding; protein dimerization activity; DNA-binding transcription factor activity, RNA polymerase II-specific.
UGGUACCUUUGUCACUUGACAACUUAAAACCGUGCAAAUGAAGCAACAAAUCGUUUUCAGUGGAACUUCUUUCCGAGUAGUUUAUGCAAUUAAUGGUUUGAGGCUUAACAAAUCCCAAAACUAAUUAUUUAGAGGGGAAGGCGCAAGACAAGCUGUCCAUUUAUCCUGGAAUUCUGUUUAUUUUAUUAUUAGAUCAACCUUCAUGGGUUAUUUUACGUAAACAAGGAAGGGAUUUCCCCAUCUUAUAUCCGUGUUCAUAGCCAUACCAAGGGGAGGGCUGCCUAAGCUUUCUUCGGUCCGGGCAACAUGUGUAACGUGGAAAAACGAAGCUUCCCAUAAUGCAAACGUGCACACGCGCCGCACUUGCAGGGAGAGGAAGCCGAGAACUACAUUUCCCAAAUGGCAUUGGGGCCGAAAGUCUCAUGUGCGUCCCCUCCCCCUCCAUGAUUUCUAAGCGGAGGUAAACAAACUGUGAAAGAGGCAGUAUCUGCUGCAGAAGGCGGAGAAAGCGAUAGAUCUUUGGGGAGAGGGCUUGCACGAUGGAUGCAGGGGCAGCAUCGAGAUAGAGGAGGCGAAAAGUGUGGGUCCACGGAGGAAAGGGGCAAUAGGGGGCAGAAUGCAGGACUAGAUUAAGAAGAGGUUAGAGGACAGAAUAAAUGUUUGGGGCACCGAGAAAAGGGUAUGAAGCUGGGUCGGGCGCAGUGCUAGAGAUUUAAAGGAGAAGAAGACGAAUAGCCAAGACCAAAGGGGAUACAAUCGGGACUAGGAGUUGUGGGAAAGGUCUCUGUUAGUGCCUAGAGGUAAAGGAAAGAGAUCUUUUUGAAGUAGGAUGUGGCCAUGAGUCAGGGUAACUGCUGCAGUAGUUGUUCAAUUCUUCUUUACGCCUCACUGAUUAACUUCGUAGAAGCAGGACGAGAGGCACCCUUUCUCCAAGUUACUCGUUUCCUACCUUAUUCUUUUUCUCUAUUGGAAAAAUCAGAGAACUAAGGUCUAUUUCACCCAUAGUGCCAGGGCAAGGCAGCAAAGUCCCCUUCACAAUUGUUCGGGGAAAGGUCUCAUCCAUCCCAAGGGCUAUGGAGCGUGUAGAGAUGAUCAACAUCCAGCGCCUUUUGGAAGCAGCCGAAUACCUGGAUCGCAGAGACCAAGAGUGUGAACAUGGGUAUGCGUCAGCCUUCCCUUCCAUGACAAGUCUUGGGCUGCAGGACCCAAAGCCACUGCAGAGACUGAGCCGGUCACGAAAGCAUAGCAGCGGAGGCAACAGCACAGGCACCACAAACAGGUCUACGCACAACGAACUAGAAAAGAAUCGACGAGCCCAUCUCCGCCUGUGUCUAGAACGCUUAAAAGUUCUGAUACCAUUAGGACCUGACUGCACCAGACACACAACCCUUGGAUUGCUUAACAAAGCCAAAGCACACAUUAAGAAACUUGAAGAAGCCGACAGGAGAAGCCAGCAUCAGCUUGAGAAUCUGGAAAGAGAGCAAAGGUUCCUAAAGCGACGAUUGGAGCAGUUGCAAAGCCCUCAGGACAUCGAGCGAAUACGAAUGGACAGCACUGGAUCAACCAUGUCCUCAGAUCGCUCUGAUUCAGAGCGAGAAGAAAUUGAAGUGGAUGUGGAAAGCACAGAGUUCUCCCAUGGAGACGUGGAUGAUAUCAGCACAACCAGUACAAGUGACAUUGAUGAUCACAGCAGCUUGCAGAGCAUUGGGAGCGAUGAGGGUUACUCCAGCGCUAGUGUCAAGCUCUCCUUCACUUCCUAGAGCCUGGUGCUAGAGCAGAGCAACUGGUUUCUUUGGGGCAACUGAGUUUCAUAUGGCAGAGCUCUUAAGAUACAGUAUUUUUCUUACCCAACCCACCCUUCAACAGCUAAGCUUGGACAGACACAACUUUAGAAUAGCUCCAUGGGUCCAUGGAAGAGUGGGAACCUAGCAGGGGAACCAAUUAAUCUUUAUUUGACCAUAAUCCAAAAUUUUUGACAGUGCUAAACUUCAGUUAAUUUCAAAUCCAGGACACCAUUCCAGUUACAUAUAGCUGGAUUGAGAUUUUCCCAUCAGCAAUGGAUACCUAUAUUGAAAGAUGGAUUGGAUGGGAAACUUGGCUGUUCAGGUGCUUGCAUUUUAAUUUGUCACACUUGUGGUUUUUUUCCUUCCCAUGUUCAAAAUUAACAAACUUGUUAUAAGACCCUUGUGGUGCUAAUAAUAAAUA